ACAAAACAUCACCAUGCCAGCGUUGGACGAUAUUAAAUCUUCGUGGGCUGAUGAGGUCGAGUCAGACACUGCGUCGCUCCCACCACCAUCGGAAGUGAUCGAAAAUGGACAAAAGAUCGUAACCGAGUACAAGUACAACAAGGAUGACAAGAAGAUCAAGGUGGUGCGCACGUAUAAAAUCAGCCGCAUUGUGGUGCCGAAGUGUGUCGCCCGACGAAAGAACUUGGCCAAGUUCGGCGACUCGGCUACCGACCGUCCGGGUCCGAACCCACAAACAACCAUGGUUUCGGAAGACGUUUUCAUGCAAUUCAUUACGAACAAGGAAGAGGAACAGAAGAAUGAGAACGCCCUGGAUUCGAUGAAAAACAUCGUCAAGUGUCGUACUUGCGAGGGAGAGCACUGGUCAUUCCAUUGUCCGUACAAGAACAGUUCGUUCGACAAACCGACGAAACCUGCGGCAGCUCCGGUACCCGAAACGACAACAUCCAGCAAACCCGGCAAAUAUGUUCCGCCACACAUGAAGGAAACACAAGGCAAGGCCGGCAUUGGUGGUGCGAUGCGUGGACGUGAUGAUACCAGUGCAAUUCGUAUUUCGAACCUGUCAGAAGCCAUGACAGAGGCCGAUCUGGAAGAACUGGUGAAGAAAUUUGGGCCUCACACCAAGAUGUUUUUGUCUCGCGACAAAAGCACUGGACUGUGCAAAGGUUUUGCCUACGUUCAUUUUCGUUCUCGCCGCGAUGCCGCAACUGCGAUCGAAGUUCUCAAUGGUUAUGGUUACGAUCAUCUGAUUCUAAGCGUUGAAUGGUCUAAGCCACAAAACCCGCAGUAAGCAGCACCGGGAGCAAUAUUGUGUGAAGUGAGUAUUACGGCGUGCUUAUCUUCCGUUUUCUAUUGUGAUUGUCCAUGGUGUUGGCUGGAA
Messenger RNA from Anopheles maculipalpis, 919 nucleotides. RefSeq names its product eukaryotic translation initiation factor 3 subunit G (gene eIF3g1). The transcript is spliced from 2 exons. The record is from RefSeq and is a predicted model, not a curated record. NCBI's taxonomy places the organism in Eukaryota, Metazoa, Arthropoda, Insecta, Diptera, Culicidae. Gene Ontology annotation, molecular function: RNA binding; translation initiation factor activity. Bases 14 to 829 code for a protein of 271 amino acids. Gene Ontology annotation, cellular component: eukaryotic translation initiation factor 3 complex; cytoplasm.